CCUCCCUCCCGAGGUGGUUCCGCCGAGUGGCGCAGCCCGGCGCGGGGCCCGUGGUCUGUGCACGCGGUCAGCGCGGCGCCGCAGGAUGGCUCCUCGCGGGAGGAAGCGCAAGGCCCAGCAGCCGGCGGCGGCCGAGGCACCGGAGCAGGCGGAUGCCCCGCGGAAGCGAGGGCGCGGCCAUGGCGAGGGCAGCCCCGGGGGCACCGGUCCCCGCGUCGUCAUCGAGCACUGCAAGAGCUGACGUGUGUUCGGGCGCAACGCGGCGGCAGUGAGCGCGGCUCUGCGCGGGGCCGUGGCACACCUCGCCGUAGACAUCAACCCCCGGCAGCCGCGGAGAAACAGCUUCGAGGUGUCCCUGGUGAAGGAGGACGGCAGCACCGUGGAGCUGUGGAGUGGCAUUGGGAAGGGGCCUCCCCGCAAGCUCAAGUUCCCCCAGCCAGAGGAUGUGGUGGAAGCCCUGAAAAGCAGCUUAGCUUAGAGAUGGCAGCUGGCCAAGCUGGGAUCGGCACCCACGGCGGAGCAUCCAUGAAGAGGCGAGACCAAGUGGGGGGCAACUGCCAGCCCCAGUCCUGUCUCCGAUGCUGCAGCUCUGCCGUGAGCAGCCACCACUGGACUCCCCCAGCUCUCCCCGCAUCCCCCUGCCUACCCCCUUUUCUCCCCUGCAUCCCUCUUUUCCCCCUGUAUCCCACUUUACCUUCCUGUAUCCCUCUUUUCCCCUUCUCAUUCCCCAGUAAAGCCCCCCAGCUGCUCUGCAA
Messenger RNA from Melopsittacus undulatus (budgerigar), 755 nucleotides. RefSeq names its product selenoprotein H (gene SELENOH). NCBI's taxonomy places the organism in Eukaryota, Metazoa, Chordata, Aves, Psittaciformes, Psittaculidae. The record is from RefSeq and is a predicted model, not a curated record. Gene Ontology annotation, cellular component: Golgi apparatus. The transcript is spliced from 5 exons.